AUGUUUUUUCCAACGUAUAUAUCCUUUCUCAGCACUCUAUUGCUGAUUAUUGUGCCAAAAUGCUGUGCUUUACCUAUACAACAAGGCUUUAUCGAGAUAUCCGGUCAAUCAGCCUUCAUGUCUAUACUGAUAACAAUUGUACUUGGUUAUAUUUCUCAUAUUGUCACCGUUAGAUCUGUAACAGGAUUAAACCAUCAAUCUACCACUGAACGACGGUGUAUGUGCUUUGUAUUCCCUACACUGGGUAUUUCACUUGCUAUGAAAUAUAUAUACUCUGUCUAUUAUGCAGACCGGAUCCUUGGAAUCGACAAAUGCAAACCGUUUUUGGAAAGAUACGAAGAUGAAAUAAACAAAGUCGUUGGCAAUAGACAAGACACUUUUCAAAGUCAUGUAUCAUUAUCCGUGAGCCAAAGCCCAUCCGACAAUCACAUUAUAGCAGCAGAAGGUUUAAGUGGAGACUUUGAUACCGAAACUGUAUUCCCCGGCGUUACCCAACUGAAGAACUGGCUUGUAGACGAAAUGGCAGACAGCGGAAUUUACUAUCAGAAAUACGACAAUGCACCUUAUAUGGCAUCCCUUCUGCACAGCUUUGGCCCAAAAAAAGCAAAGAAGAUAAAACACUGUAUUCUUAACCAGCAUAUACUCGUUGGAUUUGACUCUGCAGUCUACAUGCAUUCCCCAUUUAAUAAUGUAAUGUUAACCAGUGAUAUAUCAGUCAGUGGUCCAGGAGGAUUCAAUCAAUACCAAACAUCUAUAAACCCUAGUUACAUUCGUUUUCUAUCAAUCGCCAUGAUAAGCCAACUUGAAGAAACCUACACGCUAGAUGACAGUUCAUACACCGAGAUAUUUAUCACCUUUUCCCAGUUAAUAUUUAUCUUGCUCAAGUGUAUUGAAACCGAAGGAGAUCGGUGGACCAAGUCAAUUAUGAUUAUUUACACUGCAAUGUCAAUUCUUAAUACUCUCUCUCUCGUUAUUCUACACAAGCAGCUAGAGCCCUUUAGUUUGCAUUAUAGCUCAAAUAUUACGCUAAAAGAAAUUGCAGAGGACUAUGACAUAAUCACAAAAAACACAAACGAUUUGCUUUAUAUUGAAGAUACCCAGGAUAUACCCAGUCAAUUCGGAAGCGAAGAUACGACUGACUUACUGUAUACAGGCAGCUUUUUACACUUUAUUCUGGAGGGAGGCAAGCUUGGUAACAAAUCUGGCGGGGGAAUAUUCGAAUUGGACGAUUUCAACCAUGGAGGAUAUUGUAUAUUUGGAGGAUUACUAGGGUCUACGCUUAUUUUUAUCUGGGCUGAUUACACUAGUUAUAAAGUAACUGAAUGGCUAGUAUUGUUCUGGGUUGCAUGCUCUGUAAUUAUUAGUUCCGUAGAGUACUUUGACUUUAUUCGUCAAACAAGUUCAAGCUGGCUCUUGAAAAUGUGUCUUAUUCCUAUUGUGGCAUGUAGCUUCGUUUGUAUUAUUAGCGCAACUAUUAUUGGAUAUUCUACAAAAUAUAAAAGCUAUUAA
Molecule: messenger RNA, 1509 nt
Organism: Phycomyces blakesleeanus NRRL 1555(-)
Lineage: Eukaryota; Fungi; Mucoromycota; Mucoromycetes; Mucorales; Phycomycetaceae
Exons: 1
Coding region: 1-1509 (502 amino acids)
Source: RefSeq, a predicted model, not a curated record